Molecule: messenger RNA, 198 nt
Organism: Penicillium oxalicum
Lineage: Eukaryota; Fungi; Ascomycota; Eurotiomycetes; Eurotiales; Aspergillaceae
Exons: 2
Coding region: 1-198 (65 amino acids)
Source: RefSeq, a predicted model, not a curated record
AUGCCUCAGCCACACUUGGAAGUGUCGAACAGGGGCUCGAGCGACCACAGAUUGGAUGAUCCGUCGCCAGCGAAUUGGGACUUCAAGCUGGUCCACGCAGUGCGCCAGACCGGAAAUGGUGUCUGGGAGAGAGAGCAGAUCGAGGAAUUAGAGUAUGAGGCGCAGGCGCCCGAUGACGAAGUUGCGGGGGAGAAGUGA